UAGCAGUUUGGUGUAGAUUUUGAUAUGUUAAGUUUAUUUGUAUUCGUAUUAAUAUACUACAUAAAUAUUCCAUGAUCUAUCCCACAAAAGAUGUGAUAAAAUAAUACUUUGUUUAGUGGAUCCUUGAGGUUUUUAUCCCUUUUUUUAUAGAGUUGGCAUUACUUUUUGGUAAAUUUCAUGGUUGUCAAACAUGGGAGUCUUCUUCUUCUUCUCAAGUAAACAGCGCAGUAGAAGAAUAGAAGGAAAAAUUUGUCAUUUCGCAUCUGGUGUAAAGAAAAAAGUGUAAUAGUGAAAAAGGCUGCGACAGAGCAAUUAAUAGUGAAAAUUUAUAUAAAUCUAUACGAAACCCGUGAUCAAUAUGCUAGCAUUAAUAAACAGAAUACUGGAUUGGUUUAAGAGCAUUUUCUGGAAAGAAGAAAUGGAAUUGACGCUGGUUGGAUUACAAUUUUCAGGCAAAACAACGUUCGUGAAUGUUAUUGCAUCUGGACAAUUUGCCGAGGAUAUGAUACCGACUGUUGGUUUCAAUAUGCGUAAAAUCACCAAAGGCAAUGUUACUAUUAAAGUUUGGGAUAUCGGCGGGCAACCGAGAUUCAGAUCGAUGUGGGAGCGAUACUGUCGCGGCGUAAAUGCUAUUGUAUAUAUGGUGGAUGCAGCUGACUUGGAUAAAAUGGAGGCAUCUAGAAAUGAAUUGCAUUCAUUGCUAGACAAACCGCAAUUAGUGGGUAUACCUGUGUUGGUGCUAGGCAAUAAACGCGAUCUUCCAGGCGCACUUGAUGAAACCGGCCUAAUUGAGCGAAUGAACUUAGCAAGUAUACAAGACAGAGAAAUUUGCUGUUACAGCAUUUCAUGUAAGGAAAAGGACAACAUCGACAUAACGCUGCAAUGGUUGAUCGCACACUCAAAAAGCCAAACCCGUUAGAAAAUUAUGCCUAUAGUUUACUAGUGCUGUUGCUGUAGAAAGCAAAAUUUAUGUGGCGUGAGCAUAAUUUAUAAGACAAUGAAAAUAACAAUUAAUAAUUAAAACGAACAACAACAAAAUGAUAAAAAAAAACCUUAGAAACUGCAAAACAAUUCGGCAUUUUAAUUAAACAAAAAUAAAAAUUCAUCGCUACACUUUGUAUGAACCAAAUGAGAUAAAUGUGUGCAGGUAUGAUUUCGCAUAAUGGUACACAAUGUAUUCGCUUAAAGUGAAUUAACAAAAUUGAAAUUAAGACAAAAUUACAACUGUAGAAAACCACAAAUUAUUAUGCUAAAAAUACAUUUCCAAUCGUGCAUUUGUGAUUAGGAAGCUACACCUUAAAAGCUGUAUUCGAACAAAUUGAAAAGAGAAAAGUGUGGUGAAAAUUGUUUUUGCACGUUUAGCUCAUUUAGUACAAAAUAACGCAAACAAAUUUAAAUUCAAAAGUUAAUAAAAUUUGUAAAAUGCAAUACAGCAAUUUUUUUUGAACAUGCACUGAAUUUAAUAUAUGUAUAAUUUUUAGUUUAAAGCUCAUUUGUCCACUUCAAUGUCUCAAUUCUUAAGUUUAGUAAAAUCUAAACAAGAAUAGUUUUCUAGCGCUCGGUGUGAUUAUAAAAUAUUAUAUACAUAUAUAUAUAUAUUAUUUACAUUUAAAUGCUAUUUUUAGAAAUUUCAUUUAUAUUUACAUAUGUAUAUUUAUAAUUCGAAUUAUACAUUUUCUCUUACGAAAGUUCGCGCGUCUAUAUUGUUUUUUUUUUAUAACCAUAAUAAGCGCAAACUGGUGGCUAAUAAAAUAAUAUUAACAAAUGAAAAUAAGCCAACUAUAAUCGCAAGACACUUCGAGAAGUGCAUUACUACACGUUUGAUAUCGAAAUGUGAAACACAAUUAUUAAGCAUUGUUUAUUGUAUGUAUUUAAUCACGUUAUAAAAGGAAAACCGAAAGAAAAAACAACUCAUGUAAAAAAAAACAAACAGCGAUCUGCGUUAUAUUGUUGUCUUUUA
Bactrocera oleae (olive fruit fly) is the source of this 1960-nucleotide messenger RNA. RefSeq names its product ADP-ribosylation factor-like protein 8 (gene Arl8). NCBI's taxonomy places the organism in Eukaryota, Metazoa, Arthropoda, Insecta, Diptera, Tephritidae. The record is from RefSeq and is a predicted model, not a curated record. Gene Ontology annotation, biological process: protein transport; anterograde axonal transport. Gene Ontology annotation, cellular component: lysosomal membrane. Gene Ontology annotation, molecular function: GTP binding; GTPase activity.